Python bivittatus (Burmese python) is the source of this 2442-nucleotide messenger RNA. RefSeq names its product keratin 8 (gene KRT8). Gene Ontology annotation, cellular component: keratin filament. NCBI's taxonomy places the organism in Eukaryota, Metazoa, Chordata, Lepidosauria, Squamata, Pythonidae. The record is from RefSeq and is a predicted model, not a curated record.
CCGCUCCCAGCUUCCUCCGCCGUUGGCGUUCUGCUGAUAUCCAGUUGCCUGGUUCCUCCAGCUGCCUCUCGAGCUCCCUGCGAUCAUGAUCAAGUCCCAGCGGAACGCGUCUAGCACCGUCCGCAGCUUUAGCAGCCGGUCCUACACGCCUGGCCCUGUCAGCAGCUCUCGAAUCAGCACGUCUUACGUGUCCUCCGGCUUCGGGGGCAGCAGGUAUGGCGGAGGCGGCAGCUUCCGCGGGGCCUCCGCAGGCAGCCUAGGUGGUAUCACGGCUGUCAGCGUGAACAAGAGCCUGCUGGCCCCGCUCAACUUGGAGAUUGACCCCACCAUCCAUCAAGUGAAAACCAAGGAGAAGGAGGAGAUCAAGACCCUCAACAACAAGUUUGCCAACUUGAUUGAUAAGGUUCGCUUCCUGGAACAGCAGAACAAGAUGCUUGAAACCAAAUGGAGCCUCUUGCAGAAUCAAAAGACAACACGGAGCAACAUGGACAGUAUGUUUGAGGCCUACAUCAGCAACUUGCGCCGGCAGCUGGAGAACUUGGGUCAGGAGAGGGCAAGGCUGGAUGCUGAGUUGGCAAACAUGCAAGGCCUGGUAGAAGACUUCAAGAACAGGUACGAAGAUGAAAUCAACCGUCGUACUGAGAAGGAGAAUGAAUUUGUCCUUCUGAAGAAGGACGUGGAUGAGGCUUAUAUGAACAAGGUGGAACUGGAAUCGCGCCUGGAAUGUCUGACUGACGAGAUCAACUUCCUGAGGCAGCUUUAUGAUGAGGAAUUGCGUGUCCUGCAGUCUCAGAUCAGUGACACCUCUGUGAUCCUGUCCAUGGACAACAACCGCAGCCUGGACUUAGAUGGCAUCAUUGCUGAAGUCAGGGCACAGUAUGAAGAAAUUGCUAACAGGAGCCGGAGUGAGGCAGAGAAGAUGUACCAGAUCAAGUAUGAAGAACUCCAGACUGUGGCGGGCAAACAUGGAGAUGACCUCCGCAACACCAAGAAUGAAAUCAAUGAGCUGAACCGAAUGAUAACCCGGAUACAGUCAGAAAUCGAUGGUUUGAAAGGCCAGCGUGCAAGCUUGGAAGCUGCAAUCACUGAAGCAGAGGAGCGUGGGGAGCUGGCUGUGAAGGAUGCCAACAACAAGCUCGCUGAGUUGGAGGCUGCCUUGCAGCGAGCCAAGCAAGACAUGGCCCGCCAGCUGCGGGAGUAUCAGGAGCUGAUGAACGUCAAGCUGGCCCUAGAUAUAGAGAUCGCCACCUACAGGAAGCUGCUGGAGGGAGAGGAGAGCAGACUGGAGUCUGGGAUGCAGAAUCUCAGCAUUCAAACCAAGACAACUGGUUAUUCAGGUGGCCUAAGCAGUGGCUUCAGUAGCUAUGGGGGUGGCUACAGCUCUUCCUACUCAAGUGGUGGAUACUCCAUAAAUGCAUUGCCACUGGAGAGCUCGGCCAUCAGCAAGACCAAAGCCAUUGUCAUCAAGAAGAUUGAAACCCGGGAUGGAAAGCUGGUGUCUGAAUCUUCAGAUGUGCUGUCGAACUAGGUUGGCGUAGUCUUGAGAUGGAAGUCCUAAUGGUUUUAAAGUGCCUGAAUCCAAUGAGCCUUUCUUAAUUUAGCUAAGAUGAUGAGCCACAGGGCAGGAGAGAGGGAAGAGAUGCCUUUGUUUUCUCACUGGACUUUUUUCUAGAAGGAAGAAUUUGUCUGUCAGAAACCCAUGGACUACAGCUCCCAUCAGCCCUUUUUGGCCAUGCUGGAUGAGGCUGGUGGAACUUGCAGUCCAGCUGCAACCGGAAGUCCAUAGCUGCUUUAGAACAUCACAAAAUGUUGCCACUGAAUCACGUAUGAGAUAUGAUCAAGGAGAAAAAGCAAGGCACGCUCCAACUGCAUUCCCUUUUCCUCCACAACUUGAGGGAAAAGGAACUUGCUCACAUGGAAUUGUGUGGCCUUGACAGUACCCUGUCAGUAGGAGCAGCUGUUGAAAAGAGGCAACAGUUCAGAUCUCUGGAAAGCAGCUUUCCCAAGCUACGGUGGGCAAGAAGUCCAGCUCUUUUAGACCACUGUAUGUAGAAAUGACCCACUCAGGAUUGCAGUUUGUAAUCUUCACAUUGUUUUAAAGCUGCCCUGUUGUAUUGUUCACCCCUCUUGCUAUUUGCAUAUAAUUAGGUCACAUUUUCAAUCAAAACUAAGGCUGGAAACAUUUUAUAUUGAAGGACAGGGGAAUGGGGGGGGGAAUUUCACAUGGGUGUGUUACAGGAGACAGCAACUUCUAUCAAUGAUCAUACUGUACUAGUUAAAGAUGAUGGGAAUUGCAGUCUACCUGUCUCGAAUAGAAGAGGUAACAUGGGAGCAGAGUUGGGCAGGAGCACAAAGCAAGUCAGUCUGUGAAUAUUUUAAAAAACUCCACAUGGUGUCCAUUUUAUUUGAAAUAAAAGUUUUCUUCCAAUCUUUGAUAGUAAA